CCGCUCGCCCCUGCGGACGGCUCUUUAUUGUCACCCACGGCCGAGGCCAGUCCCGUGGGGCCCCGGGUGGCUCUGCAGUCGUGCCCGCCAGGCCGAGCCCACGGGCCCUGCGCCCCAGGCCGGGCCCGCGCAGAGCUAGCCUGGUCCACCAUGAAAGGUUCACGGACCAUCAGUGCUACUCCUGAAGGCAGUCCAGAAGGUAUGGACUUGAGUCUGGUUGGCCUCCCUCCACCCAUGUCCCAGCGCCCCAGCAGUGCCUCUGCCACCAAGUCCAUUGUCCGCUCCGUGUCUGUGGCCACGGGCAGUGAGCCGAGAAAAAAGGCGUUGGACGCCACAGGGCCUGGGGGCUCCCGCGCUAUCAACAAUCUUCGAAGAUCUAACAGCACCACGCAGGUCAACCAGCCGUGGACCGGCUCGCCCAGGCCUGCCAGAGCCGGCGACUUCCUGAUGCUCUUCGAGGGCAGCACCAGUGGGAGGAGGAGGGUGGCCAGUCUUAGCAAGGCGUCCAGCGAGAAGGAAGCCUCGUGGAACGUCCUGGAUGACCAGCCUAGGGGCUUUGCUUUGCCAGCCAGCGUCCAGAGUCCCAGCACCCUUGACUCUGCCUUGGGCCCUCGGAGGAAGGAGUGUGCCCUGGCACCCAGCUUCACUGUUAACAACAGGAGCAACAAAGGCACCGUGGGCAACAGCGUCACCACCAUGGUGCAUAACCACUACGCCUCCCUGAAGAGGGCGUCGCCUCCCAAGAGCUCCAACCAGACGGCCCCUCCUGUCAGCAAUAUCAUCAAGGCUGCAGCUCGAGAGGGCGGUGAGGGCGGUGACUUUGGGAAGCCUCGGAAGAACUUCUCUGGUGGCAAUCUCUCCACCCGGGGUGCCACCGGCCUGCUGAGGCGGAAGGAGGUGACUGAGGAGGAAGCUGAGAGGUUUAUCCAUCAGGUAAACCAGGCUGCAGUCACCAUCCAACGCUGGUACCGCCGCCAGGUACAGAGGCGCCGAGCAGGAGCAAGCCUGGAACACCUGCUGGCGUCUAAGCGGGAGGAGCAGAGGCAACGGCUGGGUAGUGGGAACCUUCUGGACCUGCACCGGCAGGAGGAGGCAGCAAGGAAGAAGGCCCGGGAAGAGAAGGCGCGCCGGGCCAGGCAGGCAGCCAUUCAGGAAUUGCAGCAGAAACGAGCCCAGAAGGCAGGUGAGGCUGAGCACAGGCCGCCUAAAGACAGACCAGAGACCAGAGCACCGGGGCAGCCUCGACCCACCCAGGAGCCACCCUCGAUGCCAGGCAGUACCGCCCACCAGGCCCUCAAGGCCAACAAUGCCAGUGCCAGCAUCUACCCCACAGGCCCUGGAGACCCCUGCCCUCCUGCCUCUGAGUCAUCCCCAGAGCCCCAGCAGCCUCCAGAGGACAAGCCACAGGACAGCCAUUCCCAGGAUGUAGCCAGAGGGGACUUGGAAGUGUUGGGCACUACCAGGAGCAAGAUCAGGGCCAGAGCAACCCUGGAUGAGCUGCUAGACACACUGAGGCUGCUGGAGGAGGAGCCUGAGCCGCUGCCCCGCCCAAAGACCUAUCACAAAGACAGAUAUGCCUGGACCGAUGAGGAGGAUGACACCAACUCCCUGACAGCUGACAACCUGGAGAAAUUUGGGAAACUGAGUGCACCCCCAGGCCCACCUGAUGACGGGACUCUGCUCUCAGAGGCCAAGCUACAGAGCAUCAUGAGUUUCCUGGAUGAGAUGGAGAAGUCGGGACAGGACCGGCCAGCACCCCAGCGGGAGAGCCUGGUGCCGGAGGCGGGCCCAAGGCCCCUGGAACUGGGGCCUGAGGGGAGCACAUUCAUGAUGCGGCUAAAGCUGGAGGUCGAGGAAAAGAAGCAGGCCAUGAUUCUCCUGCAGAGAGCUCUGGCGCAGCAGCGUGACCUCACCAUCCGACGUGUUAAGGAGACAGAGAAGGAGCUGAACCGGCAGCUGCGGCAGCAGAAGGAGCACUAUGAGGCCACCAUCCAACGGCACUUGUCCUUCAUUGACCAGCUGAUUGAAGACAAGAAGAUUCUGAGUGAGAAGUGCGAGGCAGUGGUGACUGAGCUGAAGCAAGGGGACCAGCGGUGUCGGGAGCGCGUGGCCCAGAUGCAGGAGCAGCACGAACUGGAGAUUAAGAAACUCAAAGAACUCAUGAGUGCCACUGAGAAAAUCCGCCGCGAGAAGUGGAUCAAUGAGAAAACGAAAAAGAUCAAGGAGAUCACAGUCAGAGGUCUGGAGCCCGAGAUCCAGAAACUCAUUGCCAAGCACAAGCAAGAAGUGAGGAGGCUCCGAGACCUGCACGAGACUGAGCUGCAGCAGCGUGAUGAGCAGGCCGCACAGCGCCACCUGCGCCAGGCGGAGGAGCUGCGGGAGCACCUGGAGCGGGAGAAGGAGGCGCUGGGCAAGCAGGAGCGCGAGCGUGCCCAGCAGCGGUUUGAGCAGCACCUGGAGCAGGAACAUCGGGCCUUGGAGCAGCAACGGCGGCGACUCUACAAUGAGGUGGCUGAAGAGAAGGAGCGCCUGGGCCAGCAGGCAGCCAGGCAGCGGGCAGAGCUGGAGGAGCUGAGGCAGCGGCUGGAGGAGAGCAGUGCAGCCCUGACUCGAACCCUGAGAGCCGACUUUGAGAGGAGCCGGGAGGAGCAGGAGCAGAGGCACCAGAUGGAGCUGAAAGCCCUGAAGGACCAGCUGGAAGCUGAGAGACAGGCGUGGGUGGCCAGCUGUGCCAAGAAGGAGGAAGCGUGGUUGCUGACCAGGGAACGGGAGCUGAAGGAGGAGAUCCGAAAAGGCCGGGACCAGGAGAUCGAGUUGGUCAUCCACCGGCUGGAGGCUGACAUGACACUGGCCAAGGAGGAGAGCGAGAGGGCAGCCGAGAGCCGCGUGAAGCGUGUGCGGGACAAGUAUGAAACGGAGCUCUCGGAGCUGGAGCAGUCGGAGCGGAAGCUGCAGGCACAGUGCACAGAGCUGAAAGGGCGCCUCGGCGAGGCCGAGGGGGAGAAGGAGCGCCUGCAGGCCCUGGUCCGGCAGAAGGAGAAGGAACUGGAAGACGUGCGAGCGGUGAACACACGGAUGAGCAGCGAGCGGGCCAGCCUGGCCCAGGUGGUCCGACAGGAGUUUGCAGACCAGCUGGCAGCCUCCCGGGAGGAGAGCCAGAGGGCGAAAGCUGAGCUUGCUGAGCUGCGGGCCCGCCAGCAGAUGGAGCUAGAUGAGGUGCAUCGGAGGGUGAAGACGGCUCUUGCAAAGAAGGAGGAGGUCGUGAACGGUCUCCGGAAGCAGCAUGAGGCUGCUGUGAAGCGGGCGAACCACCUAGAGGAGCUGCUGGAGCAACACAGACGGCCAUCUUUGAAUGCUAAAUGACAUCACUCUUGGGAUGAAAGACUGAGGCAGAUGCUCAGCCCUGCAGCUGGUGUCCAGGUUACGUUCCAAGACACAGGACUAAGGGUAGUCCAGCAGCUGGUGUGAGAGGCACCCUCUCAUGGAACUCCAGUGCUCAGGACAUUACUGUCAGCUUGCCUGCAGCUGUUUUAUAGUAAAGCACGUUAGUUUUUUUUGUUU
Molecule: messenger RNA, 3561 nt
Organism: Peromyscus leucopus (white-footed mouse)
Lineage: Eukaryota; Metazoa; Chordata; Mammalia; Rodentia; Cricetidae
Gene: Cep131
Product: centrosomal protein 131
Exons: 27
Coding region: 151-3363 (1070 amino acids)
Biological process (GO): intraciliary transport involved in cilium assembly; regulation of centrosome duplication; cilium assembly
Cellular component (GO): centriolar satellite
Source: RefSeq, a predicted model, not a curated record